AUGUUGAGAAGAAUACCCAACAUUCCAUUACGCCCAAACCCCUCACUCUGCAAGCUCCUCUCAUCUUCUUCCACACCAAAUUCAACCUCCAACUCUCCACACCCUCUCUCCCAAUCCCAACUCAACUCCUUAGUCCUCACCCACUACACUCCCCACCGCGGCAAAUUCACCAACCUCCUCCAAAACGUCGUCGCUUCACACCCCGUCCUCCUCACCGCCUCCCACAACCUCCGCACCGCCGCCCACAAUGCCCCCUCCCUCCUCGACUCCAACCACUUCUCCCUCCACGAAAUGGGUCUCCACCUCCGCGAAAAUCGCUUCGAUGUGGCAGCCUCUACCGUCUCUGUCGGGACAGGUCAGUCUUAUCUGGUCCUACCCACUUUGAAACUCAAAGUCCUGAUGGAAGCCAUCAGACUCGUACUCACCGCUAUCUACGACGAACGGUUCGCCACGUUUUCGUACGGGGGGCGUGUCAGCAUGGGGCGGCACACGGCCGUUAGGUACCUGAAGAACUCGGUGGUUAAUCCCACUUGGUGGUUCAGUGUCGGAUUCAACAGCGGCGCCGAGUUCGGAGCACGACACGUAGAUAAGCUGUGUUUCGUUUUGCAGCAGAAAAUAGAUGACGAGGUUUUGAUUCGUGUGAUUAAGGCAUUGUUCGAAUGUGGGGUUGUCAGAGUUGAACUGGGUAGUUGUUGGUUUGGGAGGGGGUUUCCUGAUGAGAGUGGGUUGAGUGCUGUUUUGUUGAACAUUUAUUUUGAUGGGUUUGAUAAACAAGUUCAGGAGAUGCGUCUGAGGAAGAAUGAGGAGAAUCCGAGGAUCGAGGUGAAGGAGGAUGGUGUGUUGUUUAAGCCGGCGAAGAUAUAUGCGGUUAGGUACUUGGAUGAGAUAUUAGUGAUCACAUCCGGGUCGAAAAUGUUGGCUGUGGAGUUGAGGAACUGGGUAGUGGAGUAUUUGGGAGGGAGUUUGGAGUUGAUGGUGGAUGAGAUGAGGACUUGUAUUCAUAGUGCAGUGUCUGAGAAGAUUGAUUUCAUGGGGAUGGAGUUACAGGCGGUUCCGCCUUCGGUGUUGCGCCCCACUAUGUCUGAAAAAGCUGUUAGAGCGCGGAAGAAGUACCUUAGACAGAAGGAAGUUAGAGCUUUGGAGUUGAAGAAUGCUCGGGAGAGGAAUCGAAAGAAGUUGGGGAUGAAAAUAAUGAGCCAUGUUUUUAACAAGUUGAAGACUAGUGAUAGGUUGAAAUCAGAGUAUCGAAUUGAGAAUGAGGUCAGAGAAAUCUUCAGCACCUGGGCUGAUGAAGUAGUGCAAGAGUUUCUUGGGUCCUUGGAUGAGCGUUGGGAGUGGUAUAGGAAGCUAUCAGCAGGUACUUUUCUGUCUUUAAGACACAUUAGACAACAAUUGCCUGAAGAGCUUGUAGAUUCUUAUGAUAAGUUCCAAGAGCAAGUAGACAAGCAUUUGAACCCUGUUAGAGAAAGAAAGGCAAGGGAGGAAGAAGAAAGGAGGGUAAUAGAAGAAGCAGAGCAGAAAUAUGCCAAGAGAACAGUUGAGGAUUUGACAAAGGUUUGUGUGAAAGUUGAUGCGCCUAUAGAAGUGAUGAGGAAGGCGGUUAAGUUAAUUGGGUUUACGAAUCCUAUGGGUCGUCCCAGGCCGAUUACUUUACUAACUGCUCUUGAAGACGCUGAUAUUAUUAAGUGGUAUGCUGGUAUAGGGAGAAGGUGGCUUGAUUUUUACUGCUGCUGCCACAACUUCAAGAUGGUCAAAACAAUUGUGAGUUAUCACUUGAGGUUCUCUUGCAUCUUGACACUAGCUGAAAAGCAUGAAUCCACCAAACGUGAAGCCAUGCAACAUUAUACUAAAGAUUUGAAAGUCUUUGAUAUAAAUGGAAAUGAAGAAUUAUUCUUUCCCACAGAAAGAGAGGUGAAAAUGAUGGGAGAUAAGAAUCUUUCUGAUCCAAAACCUGUGGAUGGGGCAUUUUCUUUGGCUCUGAUUAGAUUAGCUUCUGAUGAGCCUCCAUAUUCUUGUGUUGCUCAUUUCUGUGACAGAACUGAUACUAUUGUUUAUCGGGUACGAUUAUUGCAAAGUCAAUUGAAUGUGACCCCCUUGGAUGAGAAGAAAUUGGUGCUGGGUAUGGGUGCAAUUAAUGAGAGACUCCAUCUGAAAUGCUUCCCUCUUUGUUCUGAUCACAUACAUGAAUUAUACAUGGGGAGAAUUACAUUUCAAGAUAUUGACUGUACUUCCUUUGUGGAUGUAGACUGAGUUUUUAGUCCUCUGGCUUGCUACCUGAUUCUGCACACAUCUAUAUUAGGCCUGGUGAUGAAGGGAGACCAUUUGGACCAAGUUACGGCCAUUAUUCUGAAGUCAUUCAAUUCCUCAAGUUUGUUGGGCAUUGUUUAAAUUUAUGCAACAGCCUACAAAUCUGGUGCAGGCAGUACAAAUUCUCUAUCAUUUGAGGUUUGACUA
Argentina anserina (silverweed cinquefoil) is the source of this 2454-nucleotide messenger RNA. RefSeq names its product nuclear intron maturase 3, mitochondrial. The record is from RefSeq and is a predicted model, not a curated record. Gene Ontology annotation, molecular function: RNA-directed DNA polymerase activity. NCBI's taxonomy places the organism in Eukaryota, Viridiplantae, Streptophyta, Magnoliopsida, Rosales, Rosaceae. Gene Ontology annotation, biological process: mitochondrial mRNA processing; homing of group II introns. Gene Ontology annotation, cellular component: mitochondrion. The coding region runs from base 1 to 2250 and encodes 749 amino acids. The transcript is spliced from 2 exons.